AUGAAAUGGCGGGAAGAGUGGUCGAUCAACAAAGACGACGGGUGGCAGCCACCCCAAGUGCUGGUCGAUUACAUGCCAAGUGGUAUCAGCGGCUAUGACAAGGAGGGAUCACCAGUGAUCGUUAUUCCGUUCGCCGGGUUCGACUUGUGUGGCCUGCUCAAGUCGGCCCCACCGAAGGACAUGGUCAGGUUCUUGGCUCAGAAACUUGACUUGUACUUAGAAGUGGCCAGGCAAUCGUCGCUAAAGCACGGUCCAAAAGCCUCGCAGGUGUCCUGCAUUGUCGACCUGACCGACUUCAACCUUAGGCAAUUCACGUGGAAACCAGUUUGUGUUCCAACAGAUACGGUAGUAUUCGACAACAGUUACAGUUUCCUGCGUGGCAAAAAACUUGCAUACAACGUCCGAAUCACGUUGCCUGUAAAAGAAAAAACCAUCAGAACGAUCGACCAAAUGGUGAAUAUAGAAGAAUAAGUUAUAUGUACACAUACCGUCGGUAUAAAAGUAUAAUAUAUAUUAUAGCGCUUAAUAUAACUUUACUAUAGGAAACAAUAACAGUAAUUGUGAUUAU
Diuraphis noxia (Russian wheat aphid) is the source of this 568-nucleotide messenger RNA. Its product is annotated as SEC14-like protein 2. Gene Ontology annotation, cellular component: cytoplasm. The record is from RefSeq and is a predicted model, not a curated record. Lineage: Eukaryota; Metazoa; Arthropoda; Insecta; Hemiptera; Aphididae.